UCGUUCUUUGCCGUUUGGUCUCCUGUCUUUUCAGACCGUAGUGUGCAUUGAAGUCAAGGCAUGGAUAAAGCCAAAUCCAUGAUGGACCAGAAAGGAUCGGGUCCGUGUUAUACCAACGGCUUGCAAAAAACAUUUCGGUCACAACUUAGCAAUGGAAGCUGUAGCCCAUACAACCCGAAUAGCAGCAGUAGUGGCGGUAUUGACAACUACCAUCACCUUCACUAUGACCCUCAAACCAAUGGAUCCCCUGCGAAAAGGUGUCGACUGCAGAGAAGGAUGGAUUCGGUGAAAAGAAACAGACCUCCCUUCCCCUGGUUUGGCAUGGACAUCGGGGGCACGCUGGUCAAACUGGUCUACUUUGAGCCAAAAGACAUCACGGCGGAGGAGGAACAGGAGGAGGUGGAGAACCUGAAGAGCAUUCGUCGUUAUCUCACGUCCAACACGGCCUACGGCAAGACGGGGGUUCGCGACGUUCACCUGGAGCUGCGUAACCUGACCAUGUGUGGGCGCAGGGGCACACUGCACUUCAUCCGCUUCCCCACCCACGCCAUGCACCGCUUCAUCCAGAUGGGUCGAGACAAGAACUUCUCCAGUCUACACACCACACUCUGUGCCACUGGUGGUGGAGCCUACAAGUUUGAGAAUGACUUUCGUACGAUGGCUGACUUGGAACUCUUGAAAUUGGAUGAACUGGACUGCCUGAUUCAGGGCCUGCUGUAUGUGGACUCUGUUGGUUUCAACGGUCACCCUGAGUGCUACUACUUUGAGAACCCAUCCGACACACAGAACUGCGUAAAACAGCCUUGCUGCCUGGAGAACCCUUUCCCCAUGCUGCUGGUCAACAUCGGGUCAGGGGUCAGCAUACUGGCUGUUUAUUCCAAGGACAACUACAAACGUGUCACAGGAACCAGUCUGGGUGGGGGGACAUUUCUCGGUCUGUGUUGUUUGCUGACGGGCUGUGAGACCUUUGAGGAGGCUCUAGAGAUGGCCAGCAAAGGAGAUAGUACAAAUGUUGACAAACUGGUCAAAGACAUCUAUGGAGGAGACUACCAGCGCUUUGGUCUGCAAGGCUCUGCUGUAGCCUCCAGUUUUGGACACAUGAUGAGUAAGGAGAAGAGAGACAGUAUCUCUAAAGAGGACCUGGCUAGAGCCACUCUCGUCACCAUCACCAACAACAUCGGCUCCAUUGCGCGCAUGUGCGCUGUCAAUGAGAAAAUUGACCGAGUGGUGUUUGUGGGGAAUUUUUUGCGGAUAAACACUGUAUCUACCAAGCUGCUGGCUUACGCCAUGGAUUUCUGGUCCAAGGGCCAACUGAGGGCACUUUUCUUAGAGCAUGAGGGGUAUUUUGGUGCAGUUGGAGCAUUACUGGAGCUAUUAAAGUCUUCUGAGGACCCGUGAGGAAAAAGGCGUCUGAGCUGUUGCCUGAUUAGAAGCUGCUGAAAGGCUUCCAUCUGGAAGUCUCCCCUCAGGCUGGGAUUUCUGAGGAAAAAAAGAAACUGGGAAUAUUGUUUUAAGCCAUGAUAUAAUAAUUUAAUUGUAAAUAUCCCUCAACCUUCUACCCCAACUCAAAUACCUGAGAUGAAAGAUUUUUUUAUGACUUAAGUCUAAGUCGCAAUCAGUCUGAGGGGACAAAUGAUUUUGUUGUUGUUGUUGUUUGUUUGUGUCUUGUUUUUGCUCCUGUACUGUAUGUAAAUAACCAGUUGUGUAGUGCUUAGGGAGAGUUCACUGAAAGCCAAAUUCCUCUGACCUUUUCACCAGCCUCAACACUCUCCCUCACUGUUGUCCCGUGAGAGUGGAUCUGUAUCCCCAGUAUUUUAAACUGGGCUUUCCACUGCAGUAUACAUUUAGGUUAAGACUUGUAAGUACCGGUUAACUGGGCCUGAGUGCCUAUUUCACUUGAAGCCAUGCUAGAGGUGGGACCUUCCAUAUCAUCCAUCUUUCCUCAUUUCAUGGUCUGAAGGAAGGAUGUAUAAAUGGCAAAUUGAUAGAUUUCAGUACAGAACAGUCUCUGUGCUGUUCCUGCACUAUGUAUGAAGAAAGAUUUAUCCUAAUCAAUGUUGGGGCCUCUCUUCUGUUUUGGGGCUUGGAUGCUUUCGGAGGUGUUCACACACAGGGAGUUUAACUGUCAUGUGCAAUCCAUACUCGCAUAACGAUAACAUCACCACUCUUGUGAAACAGUUGAUUUUCAUGAACUUCACAAUCCUCUCCAUUUUAUUCCUAAAACAUAAAUUAACACAGAUCCUCAUUAUUUAUCCCAAAAUGAUUCCAGUUUGACUCAUGUGCUCCAGUGAUUGUGGAUAAGCCUUUCCAUAAGGUCUCUCCCUUCUCCAUCUGCAUUUGCUCAGAACCAUAGCUGGGAAAAGUGGGUUGGUGGGUGACAAAGGAACUGUAAUCAACACUUGUCUCAUGAUAAUGGAUGAAUUCUCUACACACAACAUCCAGAGUCCACUGUCCUCUUCAGUAAAACAGUAUAGUCCGUUUAACUGUACUGCCUACCGAUAGAGGUAUUAAAGUGACGUUUAUGUAAGCAUAUUCUAAGAUUACUUUUUCAGCCAAACACUAUGUCAGCUCAUUUUGAUUUUGAUUCAUUUGAUGCAGCUGUUGCUUGACCCCGCUGACUUUGAAACCUCCUUCCCAGAGAUGUGCUCUGAGCUACUGCAACCUUCUCUCACCUCCUCUUCCUUUGCAUCUCUGUCCAUUCAUCAUCCUAUCCGUUCUGUCCUCUGAAACAUACACCCUUUCUCUGAUCUCCAAAACCCUAACCCGAUGACGACCCGCACAUAUACUCACACACACCUACAUACGCACACUUACAAAUUUUCCCACUUACCAUGAAUGGCCUGUAGAGAUGUAUGUAUUAACGUAAUCGGUGUCGGUCAGUCUACUGUAUUGCCUUUCUCCUGUCUUCUGUUUUAGAUGGCCUCUUUCAGCCUGCUGCCCUGCUGUUAUAAGACUGGGCAGACACAUGCUAAUCCAAACACUGUGAUCCAAAGGGAAAGACUAACACUAGCAUGCCUGUAAUGACAAGAAUUGGGUGGGAAGGGGUGGAGUAAAUGCCCCCUCUGCCCACUUCUGAGAUCAAACAUGCAGGACCACCAAGGCUUUCUCGGGGAACGUUUUGAAAGUGCAAAAACGUGAUGCAUGGAACCAAGCAGUAAUCCGCCUUUAAUGUUCUGGAUAUUAACAGCGAUUGAUUGUCUAGGUCUGUAUGCAGCCAAGUAUUAAGAAAAUUGGUGAACAUGUUUCAUGUAUGGAAAUACUGGAAUCUCUCUCUUGACUCAUUAUUCCCAACUCUCUACACCUUAAGUCCUGUAUAUUGCCUUCUUAUUGGCUAGUCUUAGUCUAACAUCUUGACUUUGUGAUUUACAUAGUGGAGCUCUAUCUAUGUUUGUGCCCUGCACUUUUACUCAUUUUUGUUGGUUUGGUUCCUCUCAACAUGCUUUGUUUUGAAAGUGGGUUUUUUUUGUGAAUACUUUUUUUGCUGUUGAUUUAUCAUGAUUUUCCAGAAGGUACCUAACUCAGUGAGAAUGAGGAAAACCGGUUUAGGUUUACGAGGUGACAAUAAAUCUGACACGACAGCUGUUGCUCAGUCACCUCAACAAAAACAGCUCCACUUUAAGUUGUCAACCGUGGUGCCCAAGGACUAAUUUACCUUUGGAAUGUAUUUUAAUAUAAUGUGUUUUAAUAUAAGAUGUUAUAUGUGUUUUCUUUUGUUUUUACAUUUUUAAUGGGGUUUUUUUUGUACAAUUUGUCAUCUCUUUGCAUGCACCUACAGAAAUGAAUUGAUGUGGUAGUAAAAACUGAAACCUGCACUUAACUGAGUUAGGGUUCUGUUGUCCCCUCUUAGCUUGCAUUAUAUGACAUACUAGGUUUCUUUGGUCCACAUCAGGUAUUGGGGGGGGGUGAUUUUAGAACUUUCCAGAAAGUUACCACGACACUGGUGAGAGUCAGAUUCUGAUGUGAUUACAAUAACUGUAGUCAUUCUCUUGGCCUCAUGUAAAGGAUCCAAAUCUCUCUUUGUGACAUCACUGAAUUCUCCUUCAUUUUAUUUGCUUAGAUUCUUACCUUAUUUAAUAUUUAUUAGAGUUUAACAUACCAAUCUACAAAUGUUAAGAACUGAAUUGUGGUUGCAGUAUUUGUGGGAUAUUCCAUAAACACAAUGCCAAACAGUGAGCAGAUGACAGGGAAAUACUAAAUUGUUGCCAGGAGUCUAUGUGCUGUGACAUUGUUAUCUUGUGAGUUUAAAGUGUGUGUUUUUUGUUUUUUUUUAGAUUAUUGCUAAUGGGAUCAUGCUGCAGUGACGCUUGGCUUUGUGUCUCACUGUGCACUAAAUAUGACAGUAUCCCUGUAUUUGUCACACACCAAGUCACUGCAAGGUCAUGGUAUUGACAUUCAUCUUUGAUUUAUACCAAUUUGUUAUUACAUGUUCGUAGUAAUACAGCUUGCUUCUUGACAGUAUAUGUGUCCUGUUUCUGCUGGAUGAUGUCAUCACAUCUAUGUAACUGAGUUAUGUAGGCCUCUUUAGCAUUCAUUUAGUACUGUUUGCUGUCAUAGUGCAAAGGCCCCUAAACAUUAGGGGGGAUGGGGAUGGGGGAGGGGGCAGGAAUUUUGGUGCUUUUAGUAAAGCAAUAGUUCAUAUGAAAAAGGAGAAAUAUUUUCCUACACAUUCACUACACAAUCUAAAUCAUUUUCAAAUUAGUCUUUGGGUCACUGAAUGACUUUAUCAGUUUCUAGUUCUAAUUCAGUCCAGCUUGGAGCAAUCUCCCCCUCUACUGGAUGCAUUCUCUUUUUUUUUAAGUAUGGAAAUUAUGCAAACAGAUGUUUUUAGCUCCCCUUGUUUGAUUCCUGUUGAAAUUCUGGGGUGAUUACUGACUUUCUGUCCUUUUAAAUCUCUAAUCUUGUAUAUCUCACUUUUGUUAUGAAUGUGUCUGUACAGACAUCAUCCAGAUAUCAGUUUGCCUUUCAAUGAUCUAAUCUGGAUGGCUCCUGUGUGAGUUUUUCAGGCUUUACUAAAAAACAAAAAAAAACAACAAAAAAACAAACUGCAACAACCUCUAUGUAAUAUACUGAGCAAUCUAGAUUCUUUACAUUCUCACUCUAGGAUUUUAUAAAAGAAAUAAAAGUUUAAAGCUGUA
Molecule: messenger RNA, 5135 nt
Organism: Chanos chanos (milkfish)
Lineage: Eukaryota; Metazoa; Chordata; Actinopteri; Gonorynchiformes; Chanidae
Gene: pank1a
Product: pantothenate kinase 1a
Exons: 7
Coding region: 61-1398 (445 amino acids)
Biological process (GO): coenzyme A biosynthetic process
Cellular component (GO): nucleus; cytosol
Molecular function (GO): ATP binding; pantothenate kinase activity
Source: RefSeq, a predicted model, not a curated record